Zygotorulaspora mrakii is the source of this 2067-nucleotide messenger RNA. RefSeq names its product Ycx1p (gene YCX1). Gene Ontology annotation, cellular component: membrane. Lineage: Eukaryota; Fungi; Ascomycota; Saccharomycetes; Saccharomycetales; Saccharomycetaceae. The transcript has a single exon. The record is from RefSeq and is a predicted model, not a curated record. Bases 1 to 2067 code for a protein of 688 amino acids. Gene Ontology annotation, biological process: monoatomic cation transport; transmembrane transport; intracellular calcium ion homeostasis. Gene Ontology annotation, molecular function: monoatomic cation transmembrane transporter activity.
AUGCAUAAGCAUUUGCGGUGGGCCAUUACAACAACCUUUUACUCGGUUCAGCUGAUAAUACUAUACCACUCAUUAAAUAAUGAAACGAUAUGGAUUUUGAUAGUUGAACCAUUCAUAUUAAUUGAAUGUUUCAUAGCAUUAGGAUUAAUAGCAUCGGACUAUCUAACUCCUUCGCUAUCUCGAAUAUCAAAGGAUAUUCUUCAAAUAUCCGAUAAAGUAUCUGGUUUGACAUUGCUUUCAUUGGGUAACUCAAUACCUGAUAUCACAAGCACUUACCAGGCUAUGAGUACAGGAGCGACAUCGCUUGCUCUAGGUGAACUGCUUGGGGGCAUAUUCUUUCUAAUGACAGUGGUUCUAGGAAUAAUGGCAUUUAUCAAACCGAUAAAACUUAGAAAGAGCAUGAUUUUGCUAUCAGAUAAUACUGGGACUCAAUAUUUUGAUAUCAAUGAAACUCCUGGAGUUUCCUACAGUCGGGCAGAUUUUUAUCAAGAUAUACUUAUGUUUGGAGCUCUGGUUUUGAUGUCUGGGCUCUUCCUAGCCGAUGGCCGAUUGAUGUUCUGGGAAUGUAUUACUAUGGUUCUCGCAUAUUCCCUCUACACAAGCUUCCUUAUUCUACAAAAUAGAACUUCGAUUUGUAUUGAGGAGUCGUUUGAUAACAGGGCCAGUUGCAGGGAUGAGAUUGAAAGCUUGUCGGCAAUAAUAAGCAAUUCUGGACUCGCAAAUAAUGAUGAACAAAACAUUUUACUUUUCAAUAACGGAGUCAAUAGAAGAAGAGCAAACAUAAGAUCGGGAAUACGCCAUUACCUUAGAUCGAGAUAUCAUGGAUGGGUCAAAAUAACGCUAAGUGAUUGUUUAGAAAUCUGGGAAAAUGAGGCCAAUUUAAACAGAAACAAGAACGAUAGAGCUGAAGAGAACAGCAUAGUAUCAGCAGAAGAUCAAAUUUAUGUGGAAAGUUUUGCACCACCUAGAAGAGCGACUUCUUUACGAGACGUUGAUAGGACGGACCAGAUUUCAAUUAUUUAUGGACUAGCUUUAGACAACAAGAAAAGUGUAGAGGAACGUGAUGCUACAACGAAUACUCCCGGUUUUGACAACCCCCAGGAACUGACGGUUCCUAUGAGACCUAAAACGCAGAAAUCGUUAAGUUGUGAUUGCAUUCCAAAUCUCCCGCGCUACCGAGAUGAUGAAAGCAAUUUUGAUUCCCAUAUAGAGCGGACUUCUUUAUGUUCGACAAAAGAUGAAGCACUUCCUACAUGGCCUCAAAGGCUAAUGCUUCCGCAAUAUAUAUCGGAUGAAGCCAUGUAUCUACCAGUCACCGAGUAUCUGGCGUUGCUAUUCACUACUCCUCCCACAAUAGUUUUGAGCUGCCUAAUACCAUACCUCGGGCAUAUCAAAUGCUGCGGUAAGCUACAUGUUCUUGAAGUAGUUAGGUUGACAAUGGCGCCUAUUUAUCUCAACGUUCUUUUUUCUGGAUCGGUAUCCAUAUGGACUCUAGCUAUUUCAGGUCUUCUCGGUGGGACGCUCAUUUAUAGAUAUUUCACGUCGCAGGUACGAACUAAUGAGCACAUCGUGGCAGUGGCAGGGUUUCUUUUAUCUUUAUCGAUGAUCUACUUAUGUGUCCAUAUUGUCGUUAGAAUGUUGACAGAUUGGUCAACUAAGCUGGAUAUUUCUCCCUCCAUAUUAGGUCUUACAUUCUUUGCGUGGGGUAAUUCGAUGGGUGAUUUAGUCUCAAAUGUAAUAUUCGCGGAUAUUGGCGUCAUAGAAUUAGCUCUGGGUGCAUGUUUUGGAAGUCCAUUACUCUAUUUUGUUUUUGGAGUUGGUAUCAAUGGGAUUUUUCUAUUACUUCGACAAAAGAAGCAAAUGCAAAAAUCUAUUUUCAAAAGCCACUUGAGUUAUGUCAUCGAUCCAAGUCUUGAAUAUACUGCAUUGGGUAUAGUUUUAGCUUUUCUCAUUUUUCUCAUUGCAGUUCCAUUCAACAAUUGGCGAAUAGACAAAAGAAUCAGUAUCCUUUUGUUGUUGUUGUAUGCAGCAGUCACAAUUGUGAAUGUUCUUCAAGAAAUCAAAUAG